Messenger RNA from Symbiodinium pilosum, 3912 nucleotides. NCBI's taxonomy places the organism in Eukaryota, Dinophyceae, Suessiales, Symbiodiniaceae. The record is from the annotation of a GenBank genome assembly.
AUGGGAUAUGGUCAGGAAGUGUACGCUUAUUUCUUCGGCGGCACAGAGAAGGGCGCAAUCUACGCCUCCCUGGCCAUGGUCCUGGUGCUGUGCCUGUACUUGAUGGACUUCUUCUGGCCGCCGCACUUGGAAGGUCAGUACUUCGUGCUGUGUGACAAGGACAUGUUCGCAGGAAGAAGCAUUUUGGGAGUGGCAGGUCUUUUGCUCUUCGGGGCGGCCCUGAAUUUGGCUGAGACCUACCCGUCGGUGCCCAUCCAGUGCACGGUGUUGCUUGGCCCCCUUCUGACGACAGUGGUGCGGGCAUUGACGCGGCCCGUGCCUGAAGAUGGCGUGGAGCUGGAUCAGGUUGGGCAUCUGCACAGCAUGCGCCUGAUGAAAAUGCAGCGCUACGUUGGUUCAGAAAGGGAUGCCACUGCUUUUUACGCUGGCAGCAUGACGGCCUUCUUCCUGCUUGGGCUCUUGACGCUGACUGUAUGGUUGGUGUGGGCGUUGAGCGAGAACAUCGACUUCAGUGAUGUUACCUUCGGCAACACUGAAUCAGAGCUGAAAUACAUCCGCUGGGUAUCACCCGUGGCAGUGGGAUUGGCCUAUUUGAUGUUCGGCCUCAUAGUUUCCCUGAGAGUUGGACUAGCUGGGACUUACAACCACGGCGACAUGCUGCUUCAGAUGGUGACGGAAUCCGAGCAAGUCACAAUGAGCAAUGGGCGGAAGUCUGUGCGGCGGAAGACUUUGGUGGGCAUGGUCGCACAGCAGCUUGAGCAAGAGGAUGCAGACUGCAAGCUCGCCUUCGACAAGCUAAGCAACAUGCAGAAGGAUAAGUUUGCAGAGAAGCAGAUGCAAAACUUGGAUCUUGUGUCGCGUAUGAUCAAGGUUUGUGGCUGCGUCUUCGUGUUAAUGUUCGGCACCACCUGGAUGGCUUCCCAGCUUGUUUCCUCCAGCAGUCAUCUCUCGGAUCUUGUUCUGGGCUUCCUCGGAGUCUUCAGCAUCAGCUUUUGCCUCUUCGUGCUGGUGGCUUUCCAGCGGCUGAAGACCGUGAUGGCUGACUGGUGCAAGAAUCUUCCGCUAUACCGGCUCUCCGUUAGUCUGGUCCAAAGCGAUUGGGUCCGAGCUCUUCUUGCCUUUGGUUUCAGCCCCAUUGUUCCCUUCGUGUUGGUCCUCUCCUGCGUGAACCAGAAGGUUCGCAGGUGGCGGGGUCUUCCAACUAUCACCUACGAGGCAGGAGAAAGCUCGCUCCCAUUCGCGCCGGAAAGUGACGCGGAGCACCUCUGGUUGACACAACGGGUCUCUUACCAGGUUGAAGCAAUGCGCUUGGACUGGAACUGGAUUUCAAUCUUCAUGAAGAUGUAUGUGUUCGGCCUUCUAAUGCUCCUGUACGUGGCCUUUCCGAUUUUGUUGAACAUCUUCCUCUCCUGGCUCAGCUCGGCACUACAGGGCUUUGACUUUGGCCUGGUCUGCGUCUGCAUUGUCUUGGCAGGUCUUUGCUGCUUCUUGCUUCCCCCGGUCCCAGGCGUGCCUGUCUACCUCUUCGCGGGGAUCAUCAUCGCCGACAAGUGCCCACUGGGCUUCGAGGCCGGAGCCGGCAUUGCCAUCGGCGUGGGCUUCGUGCUGAAGCUUAUGGCAUGUGCCAUGCAGCAGAAGAUGAUUGGAGAGCGCCUUGGGGCGAACCUUACAAUCCGAGCACAGGUGGGGAUCAACACGCCCAUGAUCCGCGCCAUAGAGGCCGUGCUGCGCACCCCGGGCAUGAGUGUUGGCAAGGUGUCAAUCCUUUGCGGUGGGCCGGAUUGGCCAACUUCCGUUCUUGCUGGCAUUCUGCACCUGUCGCUCCUUGAGUGUGAAAUCGGAACCUUGCCUAUCAUCUUCUUUGUGGCUGCUUGCUCUCUGUCUGGCUCUUUUUACUUGAAGCAGGACGAGAGUGAGUUGUGGGAUCGGGCGGCUACGUUCAUGAUGUCGGCCUCGGUUUUCCUGUGCAUGCUGCUCCAGAUCAUGGGGGCUUGGGCCAUCCAGACGCAGUUAGACAGGAACGAGUGGGAGUUGACGAAGCCGUUGGAGCAGAACGUAGAGCUGGACUGGCUGGACUUCCGUUGGCAGGAAAUGUCCCGGAAGGCUGCCGUCAGGUGGACCGAUGUCCCAACUUGGCUCCGCUUUGUGACUGUCUUUGGAGUCCUCCUUCAGGUCUUAGUUGGGCAGGUCUUCUACUGGAGGUCUUCCAUGUGCUUUGGCGAGUUCGAGGUCACGGAUGACAUAAACUCCUUGCAAUGGUGGGUAGACGGCGAGUCGGGGCUGAUCCUUCUUCCAGGACUUGUAUGCUGCUGCCUCUCCAUCGGAGGCUGGUUCUUCUACUUCCUCCUUGGUUGCUGGUUGAAAAGACGGCAAGCCAAGCCGUUCGCGGAGAUGUCCAAGCGCUUGGAUGCCAUUGAGGUGCAGUGGAAGGAGCUGCGGCGCGGUUUAGCUGCAGAGCUUGCGGCGCAUGGCGCUUGCAGAGACAAUUGGGAGGUGCCGAAUCUUGCAGCUCGGAGCUUGCAGCCCAUGCGGCAGCGUUGGCAGCGACACAAUGAACCAUCCGCCUCACCAGUAGAAGUGGCAGAUGGAGCCAAGGGUUUGUCUGUGGCAGUUAUCGGUGGAGGCAUUGCCGGCCUGGCGUGCGCUCGACGCCUAGGUAGCCUGGGCCUGAAAGCCACGGUCUUCGACACUGGGAAGAGAGGGCCCGGUGGCCGAGCCUCUUCGCGAACCUGGCGAGGCCAAAUAUGUGACCAUGCUAGCCAGUUUGUCACGGCCACGGACAAGGACUUCAGAGAGCUGCUCGCUUCCUCAGGCGCUGCCCGGCCCUUCGGUGGCGAUGGACGAUUUGGAACGCUGAGCCAAAACGGCUUUGAGCCCUUGGACGACGGCGUUGAACGCUGGGUGGGGCUGGAGGGCAUGGGAGGCCUCGUGCGAAAACUUGCCGAGGGCCUGGACAUCCAGCAGGACGUCUGGGUUCCACCCUCCAACGGACUUCAAUGCUCACGCAGUGAUGGGCGCUGGGGCGUCACAGUGCCCGGACAGCAUGGUCGGGAUGUAAAAUGGUUCGAUGCUGCAAUCAUCGCUCACAAUGGGAAGUGCGCCGAGCGCCUGACGUCCUCAACUCCGGCUAGAGAGGUCCACUCGCUUCUUCGCACCAAUUUCGCUUGCUCCCUGCCACGUAAUCCAAGGCCAGGAAGCGGGAAGUUCACGCUGAACCAGAUCUAUUCUCUGCUCUUUGAGGUGCCCAGUGGCUUGAUGCCUGGUAACUUCGACGCCGCUUUCGUGGAAGGUGAACCAAUCCUGAGAUGGUUGUCGUCCAACACUGCAAAGCUGCGGCAAGGUGGUGACGGGGAGGUAUGGACAGCUUUGAGCUCGGCACCUUUCGGGAAGCAGCACAAAGCACCUCAGGAGUUCCUGGAGGGGACCCCCAAGGAAACAGAGGUGGUGGACCUCAUGCUGGGGGCUGUGGAACGUGUGGCAAAACUGGCCACAGGGAGUCUGCGAGGCAGCGUGCGAGCCACAAAGUUGCAGCUCUGGGGCGCGGCCUUGCCAAUCACACGUUGGGCGAGCCGAGACAGUGUGGACUUUGCCUGGUCAUCAAAGCACCGGAUCGGCAUUGCAGGCGACUGGCUCACUGCGUCGCCAGAGAGGGCCUCCACCAUCGAAGCCGCGUGGCUUUCGGGUGUCCGGCUGGCUGACCACAUUGCGCGUUUGGGCACGGAGGAUGCCGGCAUCCAGCUGGGCGAGGACGGAGGCGCCUUUGUGCCUGUGGAGAAAGCGGACUUCGGCACCGCGGCCGGCGAGGCCGCCUGGGUCGCAGAGGAAGAGCCCAAGGGAAAGGGAAAGGGCCGCGGCUCCAAGGGAAAGGGCAAGAGCCCCAAAGGUGCGCAAGCUGAGCGAGUCGCACGAUAA